Messenger RNA from Sinocyclocheilus rhinocerous, 1404 nucleotides. RefSeq names its product cytosolic phospholipase A2 gamma-like. Lineage: Eukaryota; Metazoa; Chordata; Actinopteri; Cypriniformes; Cyprinidae. Bases 1 to 1356 code for a protein of 451 amino acids. Gene Ontology annotation, biological process: glycerophospholipid catabolic process. The transcript is spliced from 12 exons. Gene Ontology annotation, molecular function: calcium-dependent phospholipid binding; calcium ion binding. The record is from RefSeq and is a predicted model, not a curated record. Gene Ontology annotation, cellular component: nucleoplasm; cytosol; nuclear envelope.
AUGAAUGCAUCCAAACUUCAGGAAAGCGGUGAAGUGAGAAUCGCACACGCUCUACAUACAAAAGAGGAGGAGUUUGUAGUCAAAAGGAGAGAAAUUGUUUUUCAAAGCCUGCAGAAACACGAGAUACACUGCAGUCAGAAUAAAGUGCCACACAUUGCAUUAUUAAGUUCUGGAGGAGGACAAAGAGCCAUGGUGGGUUUGCUGGGAUCCCUGGUUCAGCUUGAUAAAGCGGGUCUUCUGGACUGCAUCCUUUAUCUGAGCGGAGUCUCUGGAUCCACCUGGUGCAUGGCCUCCUUAUACCAAGAACCAGACUGGUCCACCAAACUAGAGACCGUGAAAGACAAUAUCAUCAAGAAACUCAGCGGACCAGGAGUCAGCUGGGGAGACGCAUUUGCCAAAUUGAAGAAAUAUUACUACGGGAAAGACUUCUUCAGCUUGACUGACCUCUGGGCAGCGAUCGUCGUCACAACAUACAUGAAAGAGAUUGAUGAACACACUCUGACAGAUAAGCGGUCCCAACUCAGUAAAGACCCAUUUCCCAUCUACACAGUGACUGACAAGCAAAGCAAACAGGAGGAGGGAGGAGACCCCUGGUUUGAGAUCAGUCCACAUGAAGCAGGUUAUUCCCUCACUGGAGCGUUUGUGGAGACCUCCAGCUUCGCCAGCCAGUUUGACAACGGCUCAAAGAAAAAACACCAGCCUGAAAUAGACAUGCUGUACCUGCAAGCUCUGUGUGGCAGCGCUUUAGCUGGAGAAGAUAGUAAAGAAUUCAUCUGGGGAAAAAUACAAGAUUUCCUUAAACAUUCAAGACCUACGAAAGAAAUUAACAUGUUUGAGGAAAUGAAGGAAGAUCCAAACUCCCCACCUGUAGAAAAGUGGUACCAGGUUCUCAUGGAUCUUGUGGACAUGAAUCUCUGUGUUUUAAAUGUCAAAGAUCCUUCUGCUCUUGAUCAAUCCAUCAGAACAACGCUGAACGACCUCGCUGCAGGCAAAAGUCAGUUGAUUUUUCCAACACAAAAACUGAAUCUCGCUGAUAAAGAAGCUGCAAAACUGUAUAUGAAGCAAUACACUGAGGAUGUAUGUAAUUAUUUGAGUCAAUUCAGUUUGGGGCCUUUCGAUAUUUUCUUGAGCAUUUGUAAAUGCAUGGCUCUGUGGAUCUGGGGCAGGAAUUAUAACUUCCUCCACAAUAUGAGCGAUGAAUCCGUGCCUUCCGCUCUUCUGCAAAGUGAGACGAGAGACUUUGAAGACGCAGGACUGCUGCUGAACUCACCCUACUUCUCAGUGCUGAGAAAAGAACGAGACAUCGACCUCAUCAUUUCCCUGGAUUUCAGUGAAGGCGAUCCUUUCAUGGUAUAGCACGCAUUUUUAAGACAUACUCUAAAGUUAAAGACACAGAUCACCUAG